AUGGACAGCUUCGUGCGGCGUGUGCAGGACAUAGCUAUCGGCAGCAGAUAUCAUUUAGUGCGAAAACUGGGAUCUGGUUCUUUUGGCAAUGUAUCUGACGAUUCAACUGGCCGUGAUGCCGAGACCGGCGACGAGGUCGCCAUGAAAUUCGAACAUCACAGCGUUGAGCCAUCUUUGCUUAGAGAAGAAGCGCGAAUCUAUCAAUCUCUGGCCGGAAAACCGGGGUUUCCUCAGGUGUACUGGCACGGACAGCAAGAUGGCUUCACGGUUUUGGUUUUUGAGCUGCUCGGGCCGAACUUGGAAGACUUAUUCCGAUAUUGUGGCAACCAGUUCUCGUUGAAGACGACACUAAUGCUCGCUGACCAAUUGCUUCAUCGAUUUGAGACUCUUCAUUCGAACCAAUACCUUCAUCGGGAUAUCAAGCCUGAAAACUUUCUCCUCGGUACGGGUGAGCGAGGGAAUAUCGUCUACAUGACCGACCUGGGGCUUGCAAUCUACGGCCAGCCCGAUUACUGGGCUCCGGGUAGUACUCCUAUCCGUGAUGUAACAGCACGGCAUCCUCAACUAUUAGGCACAUGCAGGUAUGCAAGCAUUCAAGGGCAUCUAGGCAUUGGUUUUCCGCCUGCGGAGGGUUCUUCGGUGGAAGCUCGCAAGUAG
Molecule: messenger RNA, 657 nt
Organism: Exophiala oligosperma
Lineage: Eukaryota; Fungi; Ascomycota; Eurotiomycetes; Chaetothyriales; Herpotrichiellaceae
Exons: 2
Coding region: 1-657 (218 amino acids)
Biological process (GO): peptidyl-serine phosphorylation; signal transduction
Cellular component (GO): cytoplasm; nucleus
Molecular function (GO): ATP binding; protein serine/threonine kinase activity
Source: RefSeq, a predicted model, not a curated record